AGCUCUUAUUUUCUGACACAACGUGUAACAGUAAAAGUCAAAAACGCUUGAAAUGGUUAAAGAGUAUGACUACUGAGCAACAGUUCUCUAUUGUUGAGUGUACAAUCUGUAGUGUGUUUUAUAUAUUUUUUUUCUUCUCCAUUUAAAAAAAAAAAAGCAGGAUCUAGAGCGUUCUUUUUGAAGUAUUCUCGGUUUACUAUCUUCAUAAUAGUUUUCGAAUCGUCAUGGCUGAUCUCAUUGUUUCUCAUCUUCCUCGAGAAACUUCAGAUAACAAGCAAGCAAAGCAGCAACAACAGCCAAUUUCCUUAUUGUCAGCAAAAAGCAAAAUGAAACCUUCGGUUCUUAUAACUCAGAUUAAAGACAGAAUCCCAGUGCCUCGAAGAUCCAACUCGGCCUUCCAUCCAACGCAACAGCGAAACCAUACUAUACAACUACCCACACAGUCGAGAUCCUCAUCUUUGACAGACAAAAAGCUGCCGAUCCGAUCAAAAUCUUUGCCCCGCAAAAAACAGAAUAUCGCAGAAAACGAUGACAUGGCAACAGUAAAGGUACACUCUCAUGGUACAAAAAAUCAUACUAACGCAUUGUUUCCGCCACCAAACAAUUCAACGACAACUUGUGUAAAAUCGACGACUCAAUUGAAGAGUGCUUCAAGUGUUGCUACUGCUGCUCCUGCUGUCCUUCUUCAACCAGUUUUCGGUCAUAACAUAGUUGUACCACCUCAGCGAUCGUCUAGUUUACGAAGGAAUAGAAGCCAUACUCUUUCCAACACUAAUACUACCACUAUUACUACAUCCGCUGAUACAAAAAAGAUAAAGGCGAUAAAACCUCCCAUCCGGUCAAAGACUACUAAUAGCAGAAAGAUUACCGAUUUAGAAACGUUGAGCUUCUAUCAGGACGGUGAUCUAUUCUCCCCUUCUGUUAAACUGUGGGGGGUGGAAGAUAACAUUUUCGGGUCCAUGGAAAAUCUUAUACUACCAGCUAAAUCAUGCUCUGAGAGACGUUCAACGAUACUGAAAAUGAGAUCGAGCAGCAGUAGCAACCUUAGUAAGGGAAACAGUGGUACUGACAAUCAUCAAAAAUCAGCUGCUAAAACAGCAACAGUGGCAACAGAAGAAAAGGAAGCGACGGCUGAAAGUGUCGCAAGGUCUUUCUGGUAUCAUUACUCGCCACUAGCAAAUGAUGACAACGAUAGCAUUCAUCGUGAGAGCAAUGUUGAUAAAAAGAAUCAGGUUCGAGUUUCAGAAAUCCCUGAUACAGAGAUAGCAGGCUAUCUUGGUAAAAUGGAUACUUUUAGUCAUCAAGUUUUGCUAUGCUAUAUGGGUUUUUUCGAUUUCAGUAACUUGACGCUUGAUGAGGCAUUCAGGAAGUUGUGCGCAAAAUUGUACCUCAAGGCGGAAGCACAAGAGAUCGACAGGAUUUUAGAAGCAUUUUCGAAUAGAUAUUAUGAGACUCUCAAUUUAGACCAUCAAUCCAUACUCAGGAAUGCUGACAUUGUUUACACUACCACUUAUUCCAUGAUGUUACUUAAUACUGACUUACACCAUAUGUCGCAUCUCAGCCAUUGUCAUAAUGCUAUGACCUGUGAGGCAUUUGUUAAAAAUACUAUGUAUACCAUAUUGGAACAACAAGGCUUACUCCAGCAACAACAACUAUUGUCAUCAUCACCAUCACAAGAAUUAUCAUCCAUGAUACAGCAGCAGCGGCAACACGAAAAAGAAGAUCCUAAUCUUGCUUUUUGGAAAUGGAAAGAGCAGUUAGAGAAUUUUCUAAGGGAAAUCUUUUUUUCUAUCAAACAACAUGGUGUUAUGCUACCAUCAGCUUUCAAUAAUAGUAGCAUUCCAUCACCACCUUCAACUGCUGCUAGUGCAAUUCUUGACAAUGGAACGACCACAGCUGCAGAAGCAGCCAAGGUCUUUAUAAAGAGAAUGGGAUCAAUGUCAAGACGGAGGCGCGUAAUAAGAGAAAAAAGAUAGAAGAAAAGGAUCAUAUACAAUAGUAAACAAUAAAUCUGGAGUUCGAGUCAUUUGAAUAUUCAUAAAUACUCUGAGU
Mycotypha africana is the source of this 2052-nucleotide messenger RNA. RefSeq lists its product as uncharacterized. The record is from RefSeq and is a predicted model, not a curated record. Gene Ontology annotation, biological process: regulation of ARF protein signal transduction. Gene Ontology annotation, molecular function: guanyl-nucleotide exchange factor activity. The coding region runs from base 225 to 1976 and encodes 583 amino acids. The transcript is spliced from 6 exons. Lineage: Eukaryota; Fungi; Mucoromycota; Mucoromycetes; Mucorales; Mycotyphaceae.